Messenger RNA from Oncorhynchus tshawytscha (Chinook salmon), 3799 nucleotides. RefSeq names its product ras-related protein Rab-4B-like. Gene Ontology annotation, molecular function: GTP binding; GTPase activity. NCBI's taxonomy places the organism in Eukaryota, Metazoa, Chordata, Actinopteri, Salmoniformes, Salmonidae. The transcript is spliced from 7 exons. Gene Ontology annotation, cellular component: endosome. The coding region runs from base 2140 to 3033 and encodes 297 amino acids. The record is from RefSeq and is a predicted model, not a curated record. Gene Ontology annotation, biological process: Rab protein signal transduction; regulation of endocytosis.
GAAAUUGUUAUUAAAUGGAUAACUUUCAGAAACAGUGUAUGCACGUCUUAAAGAUCACUGGCCUCAUGGAGAUGGCACUGUAAUGUUAUAUUAUGGCACUGUAAUGUUAUAGUAGGGUAAUGUUGUGCUAAUGUUAUAGUAGGGUACUGUAAUGUUGUGGUAAUGUUAUAGUAGGGCACUGUAAUGUUAUAGUAGGGCACUGUAAUGUUAUAGUAGGGUACUGUAAUGUUAUAGUAGGGCACUGUAAUGUUAUAGUAAUGUUAUGGUAGGGCACUGUAAUGUUAUAGUAGGGCACUGUAAUGUUAUAGUAGGGCACUGUAAUGUUAUAGUAGGGCACUGUAAUGUUAUAAUAGGGCACUGUAAUGUUAUAGUAGGGCACUGUAAUGUUAUGGUAAUGUUAUGGUAGGGCACUGUAAUGUUAUAGUAGGGUACCAUAAUGUUAUAGUAGGGUACUGUAAUGUUAUGAUACUGUAAUGUUAUAGUAGGGUACUGUAAUGUUAUUAUAAUGUAAUGUUAUGGUAAUGUUAUAGUAGGGUACUGUAAUGUUAUGGUAAUGUUAUAUUAAGGUACUGUAAUGUUAUGAUGGUACUGUAAGGUUAUAGUAGGGUACUGUAAGGUUAUAGUAGGGUACUGUAAUGUUAUAGUAGGGUACUGUAAUGUUAUAGUAGGGUACUGUAAUGUUAUGGUAAUGUUAUAUUAAGGUACUGUAAUGUUAUAGUAAGGUACUGUAAUGUUAUAGUAAGGUACUGUAAUGUUAUAUUAUGGUACUGUAAUGUUAUAUUAUGGUACUGUAAUGUUAUAGUAGGGUACUGUAAUGUUAUAUUAUGGUACUGCAAUGUUAUAGUAGGGUACUGUAAUGUUAUAUUAAGGUACUGUAAUGUUAAACUAUGGUACUGUAAUGUUAUAUUAUGGUACUGUAAUGUUAUAUUAUGGUACUGUAAUAUUAUAUUAUGGUAAUGUUAUAGUAGGGUACUGUAAUGUUAUGGUACUGUAAAGUUAUGGUACUGUAAUGUUAUAGUACUGUAAUUUGUUAUUAUGGUACUGUAAUGUUAUAGUAGGGUACUGUAAUGUUAUAGUAGGGUACUGUAAUGUUAUAUUAUGGUACUGUAAUGUUAUAGCAGGGUACUGUAAUGUUAUAGUAGGGUACUGUAAUGUUAUUAUGUUACUGUAAUGUUAUAUUAUAGUACUGUUAUGUGUUAUUAUGGUACUGUAAUGUUAUAUUAGGGUACUGUAAUGUUAUAUUAUGGUACUGUAUUGUUAUAGUAGGGUACUGUAAUGUUAUAGUAGGGUAAUGUUAUAUUAUGGUACUGUAAUGUUAUAGUAGGGUACUGUAAUGUUAUAUUAUGGUACUGUAAUGUGUUAUUGUGGUACUUUAAUGUUAUAGUAGGGUACUGUAAUGUUAUAUUAUGGUACUGUAUUGUUAUAGUAGGGUACUGUAAUGUGUAAUUAUGGUACUGUAAUGUUAUAGAACUGUAAUGUUAUAUUAUGGUACUGUAAUGUUUUAUUAUGGUACUGUAAUGUUAUAUUACUGUAAUGUGUAAUUAUGGUACUGUAAUGUUUAUUAUGGUACUGUAAUGUUAUGUUAGGGUACUGUAAUGUUAUAGUAGGGUACUGUAAUGUUAUAUUAUGGUACUGUAUUGUUAUAGUAGGGUACUGUAAUGUGUUAUUAGGGUACUGUAAUGUUAUAUUAUGGUACUGUAAUGUUAUAGUACUGUAAUGUUAUAUUAUGGUACUGUAAUGUUAUAGUACUGUAAUGUUAUAUUAUGGUACUGUAAUGUUAUAGUACUGUAAUGUUUUAUUAUGGUACUGUAAUGUGUAAUUAUGGGACUGUAAUGUUAUAUUACUGUAAUGUUAUAUUAUGGUACUGUAAUGUUUUUUAUUAUGGUACUGUAAUGUUAUUAGGGUACUGUAAUGUUAUAGUAGGGUACUGUAAUGUUAUAUUAUGGUACUGUAUUGUUAUAGUAGGGUACUGUAAUGUUAUAUUAGGGUACUGUAAUGUUAUAUUAUGGUACUGUAAUGUUAUAGUACUGUAAUGUUAUAUUAUGGUACUGUAAUGUUUUAUUAUGGUACUGUAAUGUGUAAUUAUGGUACUGUAAUGUUAUAUUAUGGUACUGUAAUGUUUUUUAUUAUGGUACUGUAAUGUUAUUAUGGUACUGUAAUGUUAUAUUAGGGUACUGUAAUGUUAUAGUAGGGUACUGUAAUGUUAUAUUAUGGUACUGUAAUGUGUUAUUAUGGUGCUGGAUUGUUAUAGUAGGGUACUGUAAUGUUAUAUUAUGGUACUGUAAUGUGUUAUUAUGGUGCUGGAUUGUUAUAGUAGGGUACUGGUUGGUAUAUUCACUGGUAUCGCUACCAAGUUUUUGGAUAUGUUUACUCUACAUUUACAUUAGGCUCUAUGAGACAACAUUAAAUAUGCCAGCAAAGCUUCUCUACCACCAUGUGCGACAGAGUCUGUUUUGUUUUGUGUUGUCUGUUCUGUCCCAUGUAGUCAAGCAGGACUCCAGCCACACCAUCGGGGUGGAGUUUGGCUCCCGGGUGGUAAUGGUCGCUGGCAAGACGGUCAAGCUGCAGAUCUGGGACACAGCUGGACAGGAGCGAUUCCGAUCAGUGACUCGCAGUUAUUACAGAGGGGCGGCAGGGGCUCUCCUGGUUUAUGACAUCACCAGUCGGGAAACGUACAAUUCCCUUACCAACUGGUUGACAGACGCUCGGACACUGGCCAGUCCAAACAUCGUCAUUAUCCUCUGUGGGAACAAGAAGGACCUGGAAGCUGACAGAGAGGUCACUUUCCUUGAGGCAUCCCGUUUUGCCCAGGAGAAUGAAGUGAUGUUCCUGGAGACGAGCGCCCUCACCGGAGAAAACGUAGAGGAGGCCUUCCUCAAAUGUGGUCGCACCAUCAUCAACAAGAUAGAGUCCGGUGAGUUAGACCCAGAGCGGAUGGGCUCAGGGAUCCAGUAUGGUGACACGACGGUGAGGCAGCUUCGCCAGUCGCCACAGGCUGGCUCAGAACAGGGCAGAGAUCAGUGCAACUGUUAAAGGCUAAUGCUAACCCAGCUCUAAGACACACAAAUCCCAUGUCUCCAGGCUUUUAGAGGACUGCCCUGUGACUUUUGACCCCUGCUCCUGGAAAAUUGCUGGAGAGACCCUGUGUGAAACUUAAGGCUGGGUUAGCGUCUUGAUCAGGAACUGUGAUGUGAGUAUCUGGGUCCAGUCAUUGAGCUACUCUUCUCCAGGCCUGUCUCUCUCUGACUACUGCUCCGCUGUGCAUCGCCAGGGACUACACGUGACAUCAGCAGAGAGACCUGGCCAAUCAGAGCCAGGCCCAUGGACACACAUCAGGAUGUUUGUUUUCAAUGUCUUUAUUCAGAAGCAACAGCCACAGCAGCUCAUACACCUCUCACUGUUCACUCUAUUGAUAUAAAGCUGGUGAAAGUCAGGUCAAAGCUUGUAGACAGUGAUGGGACUGACAUGGUGUAAGGAGAACACAAUACCAGACUUUUAUUUGUGUUCGAUCUCUAUAAAAGUUUAGCCUAUUUAUUGGUUGUGUUGAAAAAUGUUGUGAAUAUAUCAAAAGGAAAUAACAUUUGUGACAUUGGUGUACAAUGUUUUAUGAGACUGUAAAAAGCAGGGAACUUCUAUGGUAGUCACAGUGUACACAUACAGUACUGUGUGAGUACAAUUUUGACAACGUUAAUACACAUAUAUAUAUACACACACACACAAAGUAUGUGGACCCCCUCAAAUGAGUGGAUUCAGCUAUUUCAGACACCGGUGUAUAAAGUCGAGCACACCGCCAUGCAAU